Molecule: messenger RNA, 2829 nt
Organism: Rhineura floridana
Lineage: Eukaryota; Metazoa; Chordata; Lepidosauria; Squamata; Rhineuridae
Product: zinc finger protein OZF-like
Exons: 5
Coding region: 217-2178 (653 amino acids)
Biological process (GO): regulation of transcription by RNA polymerase II
Cellular component (GO): nucleus
Molecular function (GO): DNA-binding transcription activator activity, RNA polymerase II-specific; RNA polymerase II cis-regulatory region sequence-specific DNA binding
Source: RefSeq, a predicted model, not a curated record
GGGGAGGAGAGGCACUAGAAGAAGCGGGCGCGGAGAAGGCGGCGCUACGCUGCAGGGUCCGCGCCGGUGCGCGCAAAGGAGUAAGAGGGUCCGCAAUAACUUUGCAAUGACCUCACCUUGAGGGCUGCUCCCCGCUCGAAAGUGCAUCGUGGCAACUGCUGCGAGAGGCCCAGAGGUGCCUGCGCUUAUGCCUCCUCCUCUUCCGUCUCCGCCACAAUGACCUCAGAGGCACCGUCGGGGUCGUCUCUUUCUUGGGGCAGAGUAGAAACGGCUGUACAGCAGCCACCGCAGGGUCUGGUGACCUUUGGGGACAUAGCUGCAUCGUUCAGUGAGGAGAAAUGGGCUCUGCUGGAGCCAGGCCAAGGAGCUCUGCACAGGGAAGUCAUGAAGGAGAACUAUGAAACUGUGGCCUCUCUUGAAUCUGACCUCAGUUCCUGCUGGGAAGAAGAGAAAUAUCCGUUUAACCAGGAUCUCAAAGAAGAGGAGGCAUCAGCAGCAGAUGAUGAACAGCACAGUGAAAAUUACAGGGAGCCGCAGAUGGUGUCACUGGCAACAGGCAAGCAUGAAGCAGGAAAAGAGAUGAUUGGAAAUGAAAGAGGACAGAAAAGGUGUGAAGGAAACGUGUCAAAGAAUUGGAGAAAGAAAUCAUCUACUUCCAAAGGUGAUGGCACCCAUAAGCCUCUGACGCUACAGGGAGAUCACAAAAGAAAAAGCAGGAAAAUGUAUCCAGUGAUUGUGGAAGCUUUCAGAGAUAUAUCGGAUCUAAACAGGGAUUACAGAAUCCAUGAAGGAGAGAAAAGAUAUAAAUGCAUGGAGUGUGGGAAGAGCUUUAAUGUGAGUGGCAGCCUUACUAAACAUCAAAGAACGCACACAGGGGAGAAACCAUUUAAAUGCAUGGAAUGCGGGAAAAGCUUCAGUGUGAGAAAUCGUCUUAAUAAUCAUCACAGAACCCACACAGGGGAGAAACCAUUUAAAUGCAUGGAGUGUGGAAAAUGUUUCAGUCACAAUGGUCACUUCACUUUACAUCAAAGAACCCAUACAGGGGAAAAGCCAUUUCAGUGCAUGGAGUGUGGAAAGUGCUUUAGUCAGAAUGCUCACCUCAUUUUACAUCAAAGAACCCACACAGGGGAGAAGCCAUUUAAAUGCAUGGAAUGUGGAAAGUGCUUCACUGACAAUAGUAACCUCACUAAACAUCAAAGAACCCACACAGGGGAGAAACCAUUUAAAUGUAUGAACUGUGGAAAAAGCUUCCGUGAUAGCAAUCAACUUACGUUACAUCAAAGAAUGCACACAGGGGAGAAACCAUUUAAAUGCUUGGAAUGUGGAAAGAGCUUCAGUCAGAAUAGUUACCUUACUGUACACGAAAGAAUCCAUACAGGGGAGAAACCAUUUAAAUGCAAUGAAUGUGGAAAGCGCUUCAGUGAUAUUGGUAGCAGUACUUCACAUCAAAGAACUCACACGGGGGAGAAACCCUUUAAAUGCAUGGAAUGUGGAAAGAGCUUCUGUCAGGGCCAUCAACUUACUGCACAUCACAGAACCCACACAGGAUUGAAACCAUUUAAAUGCAUGGAAUGUGGAAAGUGCUUCAGUGUCAAUGGUAGCCUCACUAAACACCAAAGAACCCACACGGGGGAGAAGCCAUUUAAAUGCUUGGAAUGCGGAAAGUGCUUCAGUCGGAAUAGUAACCUUACUGUACACGAAAGAAUCCAUACAGGGGAGAAGCCAUUUAAAUGCAUGGAAUGUGGAAAGUGCUUCAGUGAUAUUAGUACCCGUACUUCACAUCAAAGAACUCACACGGGGGAGAAACCAUUUAAAUGCAUGGAAUGUGGAAAGAGCUUCUGUCAGAGCCAUCAACUUACUGCACAUCACAGAACCCACACAGGGGAGAAACCAUUUAAAUGCAGAGAGUGUGGAAAGAGCUUCAGUCAGAGCAAUCAACUUACUACACAUCACAGAACCCACACAGGAUUGAAACCAUUUAAAUGCAUGGAAUGUGGAAAGAGCUUCAUUGCCGGGAGUAACCUUGCACGUCAUCAAAGAACGCACACACAGGAGAAAUCAUUUAAGUGCAUGGAAUGUGGAAAGAGCUUCCGCCAGAGCAGUCACCUUACUGCACACCAAAGGGAAGAAACCAUUUUAAUGCAGGCAGUGUGGGAAGAGUUUCCGUGUAAGGAGUAACCCUACAAACCUUUUAAGGGGAGAUCUUUAUCCCAGUCUGUAUCAGUAUUAGAUUGUAUCUCUCCCCUUCAAUAUUAGAUAAGUACCAUCUCUAUUAUCUUUUUGGUGCCUACUGAAGAUCUUCCUCUUUCAUCUAGCCGUACUUAUCCCAGUCUGCGUCUCUGUUGGAAUUACUUUUUAAGAUCUUUUUAAAGCUUUUCUUUUUUCAAAAGAUGUUUUGUAUUAAUAUAUUUUAAAGUAUGUUUUUAAAGAAGUUUUAGAAUGAAUGAAUUCUUUAUUAUACAAUCAUAGAUCCAUAGUGCAAACAUAGCAAAAUUAAAAAACCAUAUACAAUUUACAGAAUUUAAAAUAAUUUACUUCCUAAAAUCCAAGGAAAGAACCUGAUUAUUACGAAUAGACUGGGCUAUAUAAAACAUUUUUUGCUACAUGUUCAGUAAUAGCCUUAUCUUUAUCUGAUAGUAAAUAUUGUGUUAACCACCUUUGGGGUUUAUCAGAAAAGGUGAUUAUUAAUGGGUGGAUAAUUUUUAUCCUUGCGUCACAAUAAAACUCACAUACAAAAAGAACAUGUUCGAUAGUUUCAACCACUUUUAACUUGCAACUACAUAAACAAUUUUGGAGAGGAAAGCCUUGGAAGCGACCUGAUAGAAGUGA